Exophiala spinifera is the source of this 573-nucleotide messenger RNA. RefSeq lists its product as uncharacterized. Bases 1 to 573 code for a protein of 190 amino acids. The transcript is spliced from 2 exons. NCBI's taxonomy places the organism in Eukaryota, Fungi, Ascomycota, Eurotiomycetes, Chaetothyriales, Herpotrichiellaceae. The record is from RefSeq and is a predicted model, not a curated record.
AUGGACUUCGCGCCCUACCAAGAUGCCUCUCCCGAGAUAGAACGGGCUCUAUCACCCCCUCCUGCUAAGGGCAGGCCGUCUCUUGACUCACAAAGAGUGCGCACUCCACCGCCUCAAAGCCGACCAUCGCAGCCUUACUCGAGAAAAACGUCAGAAGUAGCGGCACCACAGCCUCAAAGAGCUUUUGGGAACAAUGCGUUUGCUGCUUCACAGCAAGAACGGGGACAAAGUCUGGAGGCCUUCGAGACGAGCUUGCCUAUAAGGUUGGACUAUGAAGCCUGCUUAGCGUAUCUCCUGCUUCCACCAGCUGGAGGAGUGUUUCUUCUCAUCUUCGAACACAAGAGCGACUAUGUUCGUUUUCACGCAUGGCAAUCGAGCAUGCUCUUCACCGUCAUUUUUAUUCUACACCUCAUUCUGGCAUGGUCGAGUGUACUCUCUUGGAUGCUGUUCACCGUCGACCUGUUGUUGAUGGGCUUCCUCGCGAUGCGUGCUUAUCGCGACGUCGAUACCUUGGAACACUACGAGGUCCCAUUCUUUGGGCAUUUGGCGAAUGCCUUUGUGGACGACGAGUGA